AUGUCGAAGACUGUGAAGAGAAAAGUGGUCGCAAGUGGCCAGCAUUCACGCAAAAAGCAAAAGUCGUCCGACUCCACGGCGAACCUGGAAAAUGGCCAAGCGGGAUUUCGUCCUGAUUCGUUAAGAUGGAAACCCGUCCCAUUGCCAGCCCGGCUGGAAGAUGCCGAAGGGUUCUACGGGCUAGAAGAAAUCGAAGAUGUCGAAGUGGUUCGGGAUGAAACAGGCCAUCAAGUGACAUUUCGGCCUCGAUCAGCCGCAGCUCUGCUCGAUGAACCUAACGAGGAGGACGCUGGCGAAGAAUGGCAAGGGUUUGAGGACGAAGUUGUGAAAGGCGAUUCGCGCCCCGUGCCGGAGAGCAAAAGCGCUGCACCUAAAGCCUCGAAGCAGCCAGAGCAGGCGCUGGCUAGCGUCUCGAAGAAGUCAAAGUCUCAGCAGGAGGACGAUAUCGAUGCUGAUCUGGGUUUCGAUGUGCUACCAGACUCAACCGACGAUGGCAAGGCCGAUGUUUCGGCUUGGAAGGAUCUGGGGCUAUCGCCGAUAACACUGUCUCAACUUUCUCGUCUAGGCUUCUCAAAUCCUACGCCGAUUCAAAAAGCUGCGGUGCCGGUGAUUUUGCAGGGCCACGACGUGAUAGGGAAAGCGGUCACAGGGUCUGGCAAAACGUUGGCUUUCGGUAUCCCCAUUUUCGAGGCUUGGCUCGCGACGGAGAAUGCGGGAUUCAAGGGUCCGGCCAAGACCAAGGAUUCCCUCCUCGCCCUUAUCCUAGCACCGACAAGAGAACUUGCACUUCAGUUGAACAGACAUCUGAACGAACUGUGUAUUGGUUUGGAGAACGCUCCGAGAGUUUGUGCCGUGACUGGAGGAUUGUCGGUUUACAAGCAGCAGCGACAACUGUCGACUGCCGACAUUGUGGUUGCAACCCCGGGCCGAUUAUGGGAAGUCAUGAAUGAUUCAGCUACAAAUUACGAUACCGACGCCCUUGCGGAAAGGCUCAAGAAAAUUCAGUUCCUCGUUGUGGACGAAGCAGAUCGUCUGCUCAGCGAGGGACACUUCAAGGAAGUGGAAAGCAUUUUGGACGCAUUGGAUAGGGAGGUGAUUGACGAAGAUGCCCCAGAAGCCCCCUCCAAGGAGUCAACAAAGUCCCAUCGACAAACUUUGGUUUUCUCCGCCACCUUUCACAAGGGACUGCAGAAGAAACUCACCAGCAAGAACAAAUCAGGGUGGCGGCAGUCCACCGAACUGCUCGAUAAUCAGCAAUCGAUGGAAUAUCUGCUCCGCAAGCUGUCGUUCCGCGAAGAGAAACCUACAUUUGUGGAUGUCAACCCAGCUUCGCAGAUGGCCUCGGCGUUGUCGGAAUCUAUUGUGGAGUGUCCUGCCAAGAAGAAGGAUCUCUACCUUUACGCUCUGCUGCUGCAGAAUACCACGGCGAAGACAUUGGUCUUCACCAACAGCAUAUCUGCCGUCAGGAGAUUGACCUCCCUCUUGCAGACUUUGAAACAGCCAGCAGUAGGGUUGCACUCUACGAUGCCCCAGAAAUCGCGAUUACGUUCAUUGGAAAAGUUUGCUUCCCAGAGGACCGUGAUGGUCGCCACAGACGUGGCUGCCCGAGGUCUCGAUAUCAAAGGUAUCGACCUAGUCAUUCACUAUCAUGUUCCGAGAACCGCAGACAUGUACGUCCACCGAUCUGGAAGAACUGCUCGAGCCGAAAGCUCCGGACGGUCUAUCAUGCUCUGUUCGCCCGAGGAGGUGGCCGGUGUUACCAGGUUGAUCAUUGAGGUGCACAAGUCAGCUAAAGCGCCGGAAACGAUGGAGAUAGAUGGACGACUGUUGAAGCGGCUCGAAGAUCGAGUAGUGUUGGCCCAGAAGAUUACGGAUGCGACGCAGGCCAAAGAGAAGGCAGCUAGCAAGGACGAGUGGUUGAAGUCAGCAGCCGAGGAGCUUGGCGUGGAUUAUGACAGCGAAGAGUUUGAGAGUCUGGGUCAGAAAAACAAACGAGGUAGAGGGGGUGGGAAGGCAGCGAAAGAGAAGGAAAAGACUGCCAUCGGGAAAGAACAGAUUGCUGAGUGGAGAGCUGAACUGUCGAGCCUGUUGAAUAAACGGAUCAAUCUCGGAGUGAGUGAAAGAUAUCUGGCUGGGGGCGCGGUCGACAUGGAGGCAUUGCUGAACGGUAAGAUGGACGGGGCGUUUCUCGAGGGUCGGUGA
Messenger RNA from Exophiala dermatitidis NIH/UT8656, 2202 nucleotides. RefSeq lists its product as uncharacterized. NCBI's taxonomy places the organism in Eukaryota, Fungi, Ascomycota, Eurotiomycetes, Chaetothyriales, Herpotrichiellaceae. Gene Ontology annotation, molecular function: RNA helicase activity; nucleic acid binding; ATP binding. The record is from RefSeq and is a predicted model, not a curated record. The transcript has a single exon. Gene Ontology annotation, cellular component: nucleolus. The coding region runs from base 1 to 2202 and encodes 733 amino acids.